Molecule: messenger RNA, 486 nt
Organism: Anisakis simplex (herring worm)
Lineage: Eukaryota; Metazoa; Nematoda; Chromadorea; Rhabditida; Anisakidae
Source: the annotation of a GenBank genome assembly
GUUGAACCUGAGGUUCAUGCGAGAAUGAAUACAGCUGGAGCUCGAGUUAGGGUCAAAAUCGAUCCAAUUGAGGCAGCAGCAGUACAGGCGACAAGCGCCGAGGGUCUAUUCGAUAAAUACGGUCGGAAACAUAGCUAUCUGCGGAUAUCGUUGACAGAGCGAUGUAAUCUGAGAUGCACAUACUGUAUGCCGGCUGAAGGCGUUCCACUGAAUCCGCACGCAAAUCUUCUGACUACUGAUGAAAUUAUCCGACUCGCGGAAGUUUUUGCGGCAAAUGGUGUGGAGAAAAUCCGUCUGACCGGUGGUGAGCCAACCCUACGAAAGGAUUUGGUGGAUAUCGUUGUUCCAUUGGAAAAUUUUGCAGCGCGAUUGUCCGCGAUCCGUGGAAUCCGUCAAAUUGGUCUCACCACGAACGGUAUUGUGCUGGCUAGAAAGCUUGAGCAGCUGGUUGAGGCAGGCUUAACGAAGCUGAACGUUAGUUUGGAC